AUGACGAGGAUUUUAUGCAAUAUCUUACAUUUGUAAAANAAAUUUAAAUCAGAAUUGAUAUCAGCAUUAUAAAUGUUCUUAUCUCUUAAUGAUUCUGUAAAUCCUCUCCAUACUUUGGCUACUUAAUAAGUAGAUGCUUAACUUUAGCAAUUUAAUAAAUAAGGUUUUAUAGAGAGUUAAGUUUCGGAAGCAUAAAUGUAAAUACCAAAAGUAGUAAAAAGAAUUUCGAAAACUUAUUUUGGAUUUGAUGAUCUUAAUUCAGAUAAAAAAUAUGAUUCUAAAAUAUUAGAAUAAACUAAAAAACCCACUCAUUAAAGAGCAUUAUCAUCUCAAAUUGAAAAAAACACAGAAUAAAUUAAUGAAAAAAUUAAACUUGCAUCAAUGAUGAAUUUUAAAAUUAUUGAAAAUGAAAAUUUAGAUGAAUUAAAAGGAACUUCAAUUUUGUAAGAUAAAUAAAUAGUAUAAUUUAAUUCUAAUUAUUUAGUAAAAUUAACCUAGAUCAAUUUCAUUGUCAUCUAUUAAUUAAUGUUGUAUAUGUUUUGAUAAUGAUCCAGAUGCCCUAUUUAUGUAAUGUGGACAUGGUGGAGUAUGUUAUCAUUGUGCUUUAGAUAUGUGGAAAAAUAAGGAUGAAUGUUAUUUAUGCAGGAAGGUAUUAUAAUAAUUUAUAAUAAAAAUAGAAAAUUGAACGAGUUUUAUAGAUUUAAGUUUGUGAAAAUGAAAAGAAUAUAUAUUAAGUAGUUGGAGCUACAGAAUUGAAUUCAAAAUUGAAAAAAAGACAUAAAAUUAGUUAAUAACAUGAUUAAUGA
Messenger RNA from Paramecium pentaurelia, 806 nucleotides. The record is from the annotation of a GenBank genome assembly. Lineage: Eukaryota; Ciliophora; Oligohymenophorea; Peniculida; Parameciidae.